AUGGCGGAUUGGUCGCACAUCGAGUACGUGACGUGCGCUAUGCACGUGCUCGACCUCCUGACGGAGGACGUGAGCAAAAUCACGUGGUGCAAGGACAUUGUGGAUCGGUACGGGGACAUGAUCAUCUAUGUUCGCAACCACCAUUUCACCCGCAAUUACCUGAGGAGUGGGGCGGUGAAGGGAGGAAAGGGGAAGCAGCUUGUGAAGUCGGUGGGGACUAGGUUCGGCACCAACUAUAUCGCCCUCUCCAGGCUCCUCCAGCUGCGGUCCACAUUGUCGCAGAUGGUACUGAGUGAGGAGUAUGCCAACUGCAGUGCGAAAGGCAUGAUGGGAACCAUCUACGACCUUAUGCUCCAGCUAACCGAGGACGUGAACACCAAGCUGGAAGCAAGGGAGAAGAUUCUGCCGCGGGCGGUUGCGGCUGAUAUUGGGAAGAUUGCUAGGCGCCGUUGGGAUGAGAGCCUUGCUUGCGCGCUUCAUGCUGUGGAGCAGAUCAUGAACCCGGCAAAUCAGGAAGAGGGUAUUUUUCGCAACGACGUGGAAUGUACCCGCAUCUUCAAGGCGUUCAUCGCACGUCACUACGACGGCAAGACCUUCACCAACAAAGAUGGUGAGGAGAAACGGGCCUCUCUUGUUUUGCAGGAGGGGCUUACGGCCUUCCUCACCCUUGAAGGCUCCUUCGGCCUCCCUGAGGCAAUUGCCGACAGGGAGGCCGUGAAGGCAGGCAAGCACUCGAUGGUGCAGUGGUGGGGAUGGGAUGGGACUGACCACCCCCACCUGGCCAGCCUUGCGUGCCGUGCCCUGACACAGCCGGUGUUUGACGAUGGGUCCAACUUCCACCCCUCGGUGUUUGACGACGGCUCUACCUUCCACCCGUCAGUCCUGGACAUGUCAGAGGACGAUCUACUCGGCCACUUCACAUCUGGUGUGGCCAACGUGGCCGCCAUCUCCCUCAGUGCCGACUACCCCACGCUCGCCGCCGUGCCGCACGUGUUUGCCAACUCGUACAAGAACGUCAUUUCUGUUGCGCUUGCUCUGGAUGAUUAUACCUUCCCCCUAGCCGACAAGGUCAAGGAGAUCCUCGCGGAUCCUUCCAAGUUCAUGGUGGCAGCGGUGGCGGCGGCGCCGGCAGCAGCAGCUGAGUCGGCCAAGGAGGAGGCCAAGCCGGCAGAGGAGGAGGAGGAGGAGUCUGACGACGACAUGGGCUUCAGCCUCUUCGACUAG
Molecule: messenger RNA, 1224 nt
Organism: Closterium sp. NIES-65
Lineage: Eukaryota; Viridiplantae; Streptophyta; Zygnematophyceae; Desmidiales; Closteriaceae
Source: the annotation of a GenBank genome assembly